Epinephelus fuscoguttatus (brown-marbled grouper) is the source of this 3146-nucleotide messenger RNA. It is a transcript of the gene kcnn4, whose product is annotated as potassium intermediate/small conductance calcium-activated channel, subfamily N, member 4. Gene Ontology annotation, cellular component: neuronal cell body; neuron projection; plasma membrane. Gene Ontology annotation, molecular function: calmodulin binding; intermediate conductance calcium-activated potassium channel activity; small conductance calcium-activated potassium channel activity. The record is from RefSeq and is a predicted model, not a curated record. The coding region runs from base 230 to 1762 and encodes 510 amino acids. The transcript has 9 exons. Lineage: Eukaryota; Metazoa; Chordata; Actinopteri; Perciformes; Serranidae. Gene Ontology annotation, biological process: potassium ion transmembrane transport.
UUCAUUUGGGGCAGACUGACGCACACCCUUAAAAUAAUAACCCAUGUAAAUACGGGUAAGCCUGCAUCGCCUCACUGUGCAAAUGGCAUCAGCGCGCGUAACUACGGCGCGUCGGUUGGUAGGAGUGUUAAGGUGAGGGUGUGUUAAAGGCCAAAUGUUUUGGUAAACCCGCUACUUCGAUGAGCGACAAACGAGAGAAGGGCCUGGUACACAGUGCGCCCAUCGGACUAUGCCUUCCCCAGCUCGGGAGGAGAGCAAAGGAGAGAGCGGACAGGCAGAGGACGGAGCGACGGACAGCGGCGACAGGGAGCGAGGGACAGACGGCCGCCUCAUGUGCGCUCUGGAGAUGGAGAUGACAAACCGCAGCCUGCAGGGAGACUCCAAAGUGGACUGUGUGAAUUGCGAUGGCUUGAUCAACCGAAACGGCGGGGGCUCGACGGUGGCCGUGCCGCUGUCACUUCCCGGGAAGCGGACAGCUCACAUGGAGGGAGACGACCUCUACAGACUGCGGGACAGAAAGUUUUUAUUAGAGGAUAAAAAGCGCCUUUGCGCGUUGGCUCUGGGCACAGCUCUGCUCGGGAUACUGCUCAUGAUAAUCCACGCCGAAAUAUGUCCCUCCAUUUACAAACCGGGCUCAAACACUGCCUUGUUCGUCAACUGUUCCAUCAGCCUGUCCACUGGGUGUCUCCUGAUCCUCAUCAUAGCUUUCCAUUAUAAGGACAUCAGGCUGUUCAUCAUUGACCACAACCAGGUAGACUGGCGCAUUGCCAUGACCAGCCAGAGGGUUCUUGUGAUCAUUCUGGAGCUGUCGGUCUGUGUCAUCCAUCCUGUUGGCACAUACUGGGAGGUGGGCAUCCAUACCAAUUCCUCUUCCUCAGCUUCGCUUUGUGUUUCCAAGGACAUGAUGAACUUGGAGCUGCUGCUUUCAGUGCUGAUGUUCCUCCGCUUGUACUGGGUGCACAGAGCCAUCCUGCUGCACAGCAAAGUCCUGCUGAGCGCCUCCUACAGGAGCAUCGGCUCCCUCAACAACAUCAACUUCACCUUCCGCUUUGUACUCAAGAUACUGAUGAACAAAUACCCGGCACGCACGUUGCUGGUCUUCAUCAGCUUCUUCUGGAUCACUGCUUCCUGGAUGCUCACUCUGUGUGAAAGAAAGACCCAAGCAGCAACAGGUCACAUGGACACAGCUAUGUGGCUCAUAGCCAUCACCUUCCUCACAGUGGGCUACGGGGAUGUAGCGCCCACUACCAGCUGUGGCAAGGCGGUUUGUCUCUUCACUGGAGUCAUGGGUGUAGCCUGCACUGCCAUGCUGGUUGCAGUCGUUAGCAAGACGCUGGCGUUGAAUAAAGGAGAGAAACAUGUGCACUUCUUCAUGCUGGACAUCCAGAUCUCCAAAAGGAUCCGCCACGCUGCUGCUAAUGUACUGAGGGAAUGCUGGCUUCUGCACCGCACAAACCUGACAAGGGGCAACCGCGGUGAGCAGCGAAGACACCAGAGAUGCCUUCUGGAAGCCAUCAGAGUAUUUCGGCAUCUACGCCUCAAACAAAAAAAACUGAGAGAUUACGUCAGUGAGAUGGUGGACCUCCCCAAGAUGCAGAUGAUCAUGUGUGACCUCAGUGCCAAUUGGAAUAACUCCUAUCGAGAGCUGGAGCAGCGUAUCCUUUCCAUGGAGCAGAAGCUGGACGAGCUGAGUCGCUGCUUCCAACAAACCUCUGAGAUGCUGUCUCAGGUCCUACGUCACCGCAACCCAGAGAUCAGGUGACAUGGCUACAAUUUACUUGCUACGGAGACACAUAAUUGUCUUCAGUGUUUUCAUCUACAGUAUCCAUGAAAGUGAGACGGUAAAUCCUCUCCACCCGGAGCUGCUCCAGACUCUUUAACAUGCUGAACCACUUGGAGGACUGGCAUACCUACUAAAGAUCUCAUCUUCUGGCCCUGUGCUGAGUGCACGGCACAGUGACUCAUGGCUGUAAAAUUAUAAAUACGUCUCCCAUCCACUGUGGGAGAAUCGCACAGCGUAUUUUGAGAAAUCUGUUGUGUUUCCAGCAGUUAUAUUUGUGACAGUGCACAAAGAACUGAAUCAAUCUCAAACAAGGACUGUGGAGAGCCUUAUGAUGCACACAAAUGUCAAAGGCUCCAGAGUUUGCUCUUUUAACUAUUUGUAAUAUUUCAUUGAUGGACUGUGUCACUGCCUCAUUGCCAUGCAAUCAGAUACACUUUUUUACAUGUUAAUUUUAUUUGCAAUAUUAUACAGUUUUAGCCUAAUCAGUUCAAGAAAACACUCGCAAAUCCUCUUUUUGAUAAGCAGACAGUUUAAUGGUUAAAAGGUUGAUUAUUGUUCGCAAACAGGCUUCCUGAAUACAAUCACUGGCAAAUCCCUAUUCUGCUUACCUUUGACCCAUCAAGUGAAUUCACGUGAAUGAAAUUUUGAUUCUCAAAUAAGAGAAAAAAAUAACUAAACUUUGAUUUUAAGGGAAAAAUCUUUAUUUCUAACUGUAAAUCCUUGGGAUUUUAAGGGAUGUGAUCUGAAACUCGUAGAUUAAUAUGUAUGUUUAAGGUUGUAAUCAUCCAAUGCAGGAAAAGCACCCAACAGUUUACACCUGCUCUGAGAACAAUGAAACUUGGGCAAAGUUGUCAUUCAGCAACCAAACAGCUCCAUCUAGUGGUCAUGAAUGAAGUAAACCACAUAAAAUUGAGGGCUGUGAACAUUAAAACUAUGAUUAUAUAACAACUAUUUUAAAAAAAUCAUAUGCUAUUUUCAACCUGAAUACCAAGACCUCUACGACAUCUCACAGGAGAAUAACAUUUCAAUGAUGUGUAGUGAAAACAGAUCUAAAGAAAAAAAAAGAGGACUCAGAAACUUCCAUACAAACCUCACUGUUAAGAAUGCACUUUGUGAGAAAAAAAAAUAGAAAAACUGGAUCGACUCUUUCUCUGGAGGAUAAACUGGAGUUUUGAUGUGUUUUAACUUAAUCCAAUACUGAAAAGUAAAGCUCCUCGCGGGUUAAUUUGUACUCUGGUUUGUUGUAAAAAGAACCGAAGAGGGACUCUUUCUAACCCUGUUUACUAUGUAUCAUUUGCACAUGGUGUAAACAUGUUAACAACCAUCCAAGACAUGCUUAUAAUUAAAAGCCAUUAAAAAUUCA